CAGAAAAAAAGAAAAGAAAAAAGGAAACGUCCAUUUGUGCGGAGCUGGAAUUCACUGGGUCGUCUUCUCUGCCUUCAUAUUUUCGGCUGCAUGUUUUUCUUUCUUCUUAAACGUCCCCAAACUUCCCACCGUUUAAGCGUGAUCUGACUGAGAUGCCCCAGGCUAGUCCAUGGGUGUGAGUCGGCUGGAUGUGUUUUACAGAAGACUUCUCCUCACCAAACUUUUCAUUGGGGGAUGGGGUAAACCGGAAGACCUUAAAAGAAUUUUUGAGUUCCGAAAGAUCGUUGCAGACAGAGAGAAGUGCAAGACUCUUGUUUCUGCGGACUAUCCAGUUUACAUAAACAAGACUGAGGAACUCACUGACUGUCAUGUCCACGAGGGUUUUUUCAUCUCUCCACUGGAGGAGUUGGUGCCAGCUAUCCUGCCACCAGAGUCGAUCAAAGCAAGGUUUCAAUUCAUUGUACCCAAGAGGUGGCAGAAGAACAGACCAGUAUGCAUUCAGUUAGCUGGGACGGGAGACCAUUUUUUCUGGCGUCGACGGACCUUGAUGGCCCGGCCUAUGAUCAAGGAGGCUGGAAUGGCUUCUCUGCUUCUGGAAAAUCCAUAUUAUGGCUAUCGAAAACCCAAAGAUCAACUGAGGUCAUGUCUAAAGAAUGUUUCAGACCUGUUUGUGAUGGGCGGUGCUUUGAUUCUGGAGUCAACUGUGCUUCUGCACUGGCUGGAGAGAGAAGGAUACUGGCCCUUAGGAAUGACUGGCAUCUCUAUGGGAGGAUAUAUGGCAUCCCUAGCAGUGACCAACUGGCCCAAACCUAUUCCACUGAUUCCCUGUUUGUCGUGGUCCACUGCCUCCAGUGUGUUUACAACGGGUGUGCUCAGCAGAGCAGUGAACUGGGCAGAGCUGGAAAAGCAGUACACAAUUAAUUCAGUGUAUGAAAAGGAAAUCAUCAAGCUGCUGGAGUACUGUGGGGUUGAUUCAUUUAAGAUGGGAACAGAGCUACAGAGGAAUUUGGACUGUUUAGAGAAUCUACUUGGCCUACCUGGAGGUAUCCCAAUAUCAGAGGGUCGCUUCUUUAAAGAGGAGACGCAGUCUGAGAUUGGCAUGGUCAAUGAAAAGGUCUCGGCUAUAUCAUCACAGUGGAACAGCAGUGGAAACACUCAGCCAAGAACACUCACUGCUCAGAGCAUGGAUCACAGGACAAAUAUGAAUUCCCCCAAAUGUUGUCGGCCAUCACUGCACACAGAGUCGAUAAACUUCAUGAAGGGUGUGAUGGAUGAAUGUACACACAUGGCCAACUUCUCUGUACCUGUAGACACUGGUCUCAUAAUUGUGAUCCAGGCCAGAGAAGAUGCCUACAUUCCUCGAACAGGAGUCCUAAGUCUGCAGGAGAUUUGGCCCGGAUGUGAAGUCAGAUAUCUGAAUGGAGGACACAUCAGUGCAUACCUGUUUAAACAGAAUUUCUUCCGACAGGCCAUUUAUGAUGCAUUUAACAGAUUUUGCCUGAAGUAUCCAAGCUCAUAAUAGCCAUGGGAGACUGAGGCCCUGUUUACCCAUGAACACACACCAUGGUUGACUGGACAGAAGAAAUGACGAUGCCUUUACUACAAAGAUGGCAGCAAAAAUCGAAAAUAUGUUUAAUUUUCAGUUUAUUCAACUAACAGUGGCAGCUUAGUACACUUUUUUUUAAUUCCUCCAGAUUCUCCUGACUUGCCUGGUGUUUGCUCAGGUAAAGUAAAACUAACAUGGAAGAGUGAUGCGGCAGAUCUGUCUGCCGGUGUUUCGACAUCGAAUAGAAAUGUAGGCUUUAUUUUGAUUGACUCUAGAAACCAUGGAACAAUUGUGAUGUCUAGUUUUUAUUGUCAUUGCUUGAAUAUGUACCACAAUAUUCCAUCUUUCCUCCUAAUUUGGAAAUCUCUGGAUUCCACAAGUAGACAAAUCUGUAAUAAGCUACUGAAUGUGGAAGUGUAAUUACAGAAGUAUUAAUUCAGCAGUGAUUGCCUUUUUAUUAAGUAAAGUGAAUCAGCUUGACAUUUCCCUACUGUAUUGAGGGACUCUGUAUGCAUAAUGCACACAGUGUUUUGGCUGCAUACUGAAGAUUUUAACUUGACAUUUUGUCACCUUUUGUAUCUUAUUUUUCUGAAAUAGAAAUGAGCUGAGUGCCGUUGCCUUGUGUUAUAUUUUUUCUUUCUUUUCUGAGAAGAUCUGUGUUAGGUGCCAUUCCCUGAUUGUUUUCAGAGAUUUAUUACAACUGUGAGUCUCUUUGUUUAGUAUAGGUUAUGCAGUACACCCAACCAAAUACAAAGAAACAUCCAGCCACAGCCCGUUGCUUUAAGUGAUUCUAACAAAUGCACUACAAAGACAAGCUGCAGUUGGAGUUGCUUGUACUAUCAUUAACCAUUGUAUGGUUGUCUGUGUACAAACUUGCAAGAUGCUGAGAUGUAAAUCCUGUUUUAUCUAGAUAAAUUUUUUUACAGAACAAAUCCUUUUAGUGAUGUGAACAAAUUGACGCAUUGCUGAUGUUCUCUUAGUUUGGAUACAUUUAAAUAUUUCAGAAGUGUCUAAUCCAUAGGUUAAAGUUCUUCGCCGCUACAACGGAUUUCCGUCAAUCGGUCAAUUGUUAUUAUAAAAAUAAAAUGUCUGUUUUAUCAACAGAAGUUUGGCAAAAACUGUUCAACUUCAUUACAACAAAGCAGAAGAAAAACCUUUGAUUUUAAUUUUCUGAGUUUAAUAAGAAAAUGUUACAGCUGCCAAAUCCGAUUUACAAUGAAAACAUCCUGUUUAUCAUUAUUUUACCGGUCCGUGUAUCAAUGACGGUACCCAUGUUAAUCGCAGUAGCCUCCAUCGACUAAAAAACUUCCUCUGGUCACCAUUGUCCAAACAGCAUUUAAUCAGCUUUUCACAUCCAAAAACUCCUGACAGCCUGGAUCUGAACAGAGUUCACCGCAGCUACUGCUUUGCUAAAGAUGGGAAGAAUGGAGAAGAUUCUGAGGAGAUUUGGAUUUGCUAAUAUUUCACCACUUCAUAAAUCAAUUCUCACAUCAGUUAAAAGGCCACAUACUUGGAAAUUACAUGAAUGUUAUGUUUACACAUGUGUUUUCUCGCUGUGUUGCAAACUUGACAACGUUUCAGUUGUUUUAAGAAUGUGGUCUAAAUUGGCUCAGCCCUGUCUGUUGCUCCACAUCUGUAAACCCUGCGUGCUAGGUUGACGUCAGCGACUCGUCGCUCGUUAACCGCCCGAUGAUUAAUAAAAAAAUCUAUUAAUGAAAUGAA
Messenger RNA from Fundulus heteroclitus (mummichog), 3268 nucleotides. It is a transcript of the gene abhd18, whose product is annotated as abhydrolase domain containing 18. The record is from RefSeq and is a predicted model, not a curated record. Bases 170 to 1519 code for a protein of 449 amino acids. The transcript is spliced from 14 exons. NCBI's taxonomy places the organism in Eukaryota, Metazoa, Chordata, Actinopteri, Cyprinodontiformes, Fundulidae.